Messenger RNA from Debaryomyces fabryi, 568 nucleotides. RefSeq lists its product as uncharacterized. Gene Ontology annotation, biological process: alcohol metabolic process. The transcript has a single exon. NCBI's taxonomy places the organism in Eukaryota, Fungi, Ascomycota, Pichiomycetes, Serinales, Debaryomycetaceae. The annotation marks the transcript as partial. The record is from RefSeq and is a predicted model, not a curated record. Gene Ontology annotation, molecular function: zinc ion binding; alcohol dehydrogenase (NADP+) activity.
AUGACAGUUCCACAACAAUUUAAAGGUUUCGGUGUUGACAAGGCAGAAAACUGGAAUAAGCCACAAUUAGUUGAAUAUAAAGCUAAAGAUAUUGCAUCUCAUGACGUUGUUUUAGAAAACAUAUGUUGUGGUUUGUGUGGUAGUGAUAUACACACCUUGAAAGGUGCCUGGAUGCCUUUGAAUAGAAACGAUCUUGUUGUCGGUCACGAAAUUAUUGGUAAGGUUAUUGCCGUAGGUAAGGACGUUAAGGAAAUCAAGGUUGGUGAUAGAUGCGGAAUUGGUGCCUGUUCCAAAUCUUGUAUGGAUUGUGAAAGAUGUCAAACCGAUAAUGAACAAUAUUGUCAUAAGAAGGUUGGAACUUACAACUCUGAAGAUUUCGAGACUAAGUAUGUCACUCAAGGUGGUUAUUCUUCUCACUCCAUUGCACACGAACAAUAUGUUUUCCCAAUUCCAGAUGAAUUGGAAUCCGCAGUUGCUGCACCAUUGAUGUGUGCUGGUUUAACUGUCUUCUCCCCAUUAGUCAGAAACCUUGGUGAGAAUGCUAAGGGUAAGACUGUUGGUAUUAUCG